Rotaria socialis is the source of this 777-nucleotide messenger RNA. The record is from the annotation of a GenBank genome assembly. NCBI's taxonomy places the organism in Eukaryota, Metazoa, Rotifera, Eurotatoria, Philodinida, Philodinidae.
AUGUAUCCUAAAUAUCCGUCAUUAAAUACGAAUUAUAAUAAUAAUAGAAAUGAAAAUCGGAAUUAUUUCACUACUAGUGAACAACGUAUGCCUGCUUUUCAACAAUUUAUUCGUCGUUACGAAAUUAAUCCAACAUUUGCUAAAAAAUUACUCGCAUUGGAUGGUUAUGAAAUUGUAUUUAUUUGUGAUGAUUCUGGUUCAAUGAAUACUCCACUUGGUGAUGUUUAUGGUCCUUAUAAAAAUGCAGCUACUCGUUGGGCUGAACUCAAGCAAACAGUUUCCAUAAUUGUAGACCUAGCCUGUUUGCUUGAUCCGAAUGGUGUUGAUAUUUAUUUUCUUAAUCGUGAUCCAAUUUUUAAUAGUAAACAAAAAGAAAUUCAAGAACGUAAUUUACUCAUCUUGAUUGCAACUGAUGGAACACCAACGAAUGAUGAAGGCUACCAAGAUAGUUUAUCUCUAGAAAAUGUUUUGAAAAAUGAGCGGCACCCAACAAGUCGUAUACCGGUAUCCAUUAUUGCUUGUACAGAUGAUGAACAAGAUAUGGACUAUUUAAAUGAAUGGGAUACGAGCAUUCCUAAUCUUGAUGUUGCCGAUGAUUAUCGAAGUGAAAAAAGACAAAUUUUAAAAUGUCAAGGUACUGAUUUUCCAUUUAGUUUCGGUGAUUAUAUUGUUAAAAUUCUACUGGGUGCCAUAGAUCAAACGAUUGACGAAUGGGAUGAAAAGAAAAUUACACCACAUGAUAAUAGACGGCAGCGACCACCUUAUGGCAAAUCCUAA